Toxoplasma gondii ME49 is the source of this 3989-nucleotide messenger RNA. RefSeq names its product Armadillo/beta-catenin family repeat-containing protein. The coding region runs from base 638 to 3367 and encodes 909 amino acids. The transcript is spliced from 4 exons. NCBI's taxonomy places the organism in Eukaryota, Apicomplexa, Conoidasida, Eucoccidiorida, Sarcocystidae. Gene Ontology annotation, cellular component: nucleus. The record is from RefSeq and is a predicted model, not a curated record. Gene Ontology annotation, molecular function: protein binding; nuclear import signal receptor activity. Gene Ontology annotation, biological process: NLS-bearing protein import into nucleus.
GCAGUUACACAUUAAAGCGGAAACUCAACAGGUUUCCCAACUGACCCAGGCUCCUAAGAGGCACUUAACAUGCCACACACAGUUCUAGAGGUCGCGGGCUAUCUUGUCGGCCCCGUGUACCACCUGUGGUGUGCAUGUCUUACCAAACUGUGCCGAGCGCCAUCGUCGCUGCUGUACUCCAAACUUACAUUAAACCGACUUUCCUUGUCUAUAUGCGACGAAUUGGUCACGUUUUACCUGGCUUGAUUAGAGGGGGAUCCUUUAAACUCCAGGCUUGGACUUUCUGCGGUGAAGCGGCCGCUCCUUCCCCGGUGCCUCGGUCCGUCCCUGGGCGGCGCCGGUACCGAGAGAAACCCAUGUCAAUCGUCCACGGUGAUGUGAACCCCUACCAUUUAACAACAAUGCAGGAACAUUCAUAUCUCAAUGCUUACCCUUUUGUCUCUUUUCAUACGCCAGCUGCACCGGAUGUCCAUCUAUUGUAACACCCCAGCGCUGCACUUCAACUCCCUGAUCCGAUCCGUCCGUCGCCCGUAUGCGCUAGUUCCCGUCAGAUCCUCUCAUGCAGGAAAGAUAAACCAAGAGUUCCAACGGAUUUCGCCUCCAGAGCCGUUCCGACAACUGCUUGAACACCAGAACCAUGGAGUCGAAUCAGGCUCCUUGGGAGCCGUCCACAGGAUUCUGCCACAUGCAGAAACGCCGCAGCGUCUUUUGUGGGGCCAAUCGCUCAACCGACGCGGUCGUCGAGGAAGAGCUCCAGGAGCUCACUCGUUUCUUCCGUCAGAAGCUCGCAAUCGACUGCCCUGCUUCAUGCCCUUCAAGUUCGCUGUCUACAGACGCUUCAGCAUCAGACCUCCCGGCAGCGUUAGCAUCUCCCGAAGACUGGGGCCGCCUGCUCCACUUCAUGCAAUCUCUACUGAGUCGUUCUUUGAAUUCUCCCAGUCCACUGUUUCUGCCUGUCCCCAUUCGAAAUCAGAACUCUGACCAGUGUAGCGCUACCUGUGACGAGAUACCGUCAUCGCUUCAUGUGAUCGACGCCCACGAAUCUUCUGGGGGUGCAACCCCACAUCAGUGGCCUUGCAUUGAGAGGGAAAACGAAGAGCUCCUUCUUCAGUGCACAAGGUCCAUUCGUGUCGUCCUCUCUGCGGCAGGGAAAAUACCUGUUCAACUGUGUGUUCAGCAAGGCGCCUUGCCUUUGCUCGUGCAGGCUCUCUGCUGCCGCAACAGAGAAAUAGUGUUUGAGGCAGCCUGGUGCGUGACUAACAUCGCGAGCGGGUCCUCGGAAGACGUCGCUGCCCUUGUGGCGAAUGGCUGCCUUGUUCUCCUCUUCGCCCUCGUCUUUUCCUUCCAUCCUUUUCAUUUGUCUUCUGGUGGUUCACAUCCUUCGGGAGUGUCGAGGCCUAGCGCUCCGGAGCGCCAAGAGGAAGAAGUGCUGGAGCAGAUUCUGUGGGCGCUCGGGAACAUUGCCGGAGACAGCCCGCACUUUCGAGAUCUCCUUCUGUGCCCAGAGGCCUUGCUCCAACAUGCUCAGCAACUCCAGUGUUACCCGUCGCUGCAGCAACACUCCCAGCUGCUUCGCCUUCUCCAGCACUACACAGAAAGUCUCAUGCAUCUGCAGGAACUCCGCCGCACACAAUUCAGCUGCGGAAGAGAGGAGGAGAGACCUCAGUUCCCUGCUCUCCAGGGGCAACUUCUUGCCCUCAUUUCCCAGUGCCGAAACGUUCAGACCUGGCGCACGUGCGUCUGGCUUCUCUCCAAUCUCUGCAGAGGACAACCCAGGCCUCAGUUCCAAUACGUCCUGCCAGUCAUGCCCCUGCUGCAGCACGUGCUACUGAACUUCCAGGACGAUGAGGCGCUUUCAGAUGCCCUUUGGGCACUAGAUGGUGUCGCUGGACACCCCCGGGGCGCCACGCUGUUUGCGGAGCGACGCGAACUUCUAACAGCUGUGAUUCACGUUCUGGCUCACUGCAGCAGCGUGUGUUGUUGCGGCUGUCCGAAACUCGCGACCUCUGUUUCGGCUGACGAUACCAAGUCUUUCGCGGGCCUUCGCGGCUCGGCACCUGAGCGAGAGGGGCCGCACGCAAGGAAUUUGUGUUGUCGGGUUUGCUCAGGUGUCUCUGAAAAGGUUUCACCGGAAGCGGAUGCAGAACAACUUCAGAUGUGCGUGCGACCGGCACUACGCAUUGUUGGUCAAGUGGCAACGGGCAGCGUUCGCCAGACGCAGGUUCUUUUGGACUGCUGUGUCACUGAUCAAAAGGGUCUGUACGGAAACUCGGACGCUUCCCACGCUUCCUCAGCUCCCAACACAGGCGUGAGUGGCCAGCCUUCCAUCUUGCUGUUGCACAUUUUGCGGAUUUUGCUCCACCACGAGCGGAAAACAGUUAGAAAGGACUGUGGCUGGUGCAUCAGCAACAUCGCCGUUGGGUCGCUUCACCAGCUGCAGCAACUUUUAGGCCUGGGCGUUCUGGAGGCAGUGCUGAUGCAGCUCUCCCCUCGCGGAGAGGAAGAAGAGGAAGUCCGCCGCGAACUUCUCUGGGUGGUCGUAAACGCAUGCACCACAGCCGACCGAGCGGUCUUGAGUCGUCUCCUCGAGCUCGGUGCCAUUCGCCCCGUAUGUGAAAUGCUGCGCGUCGCGGCUCGCACUGCUGAUCCGAAGGCCGCGGCCGCUGCAGCUGAUGCCGUCAUGUCCAUUCUUGAGAAGUCUGCGCCUGUGGCGGAGCCGCGCACGCUCGACAGAGAUUGCUCAGAGCGCUCUGAGGCUGGCUGGCUGGCAAAAGGCGCCGGCUUCCAGAAGUUCACGGGAAACCUCGUUUGCUGGGAUGGAAAGGGCGGGAAAACUUUAGAUUCUACCGGCCUCACCACCGCCAGCUGCGGCUGCUGCAGUGGAGAGAACAGCGGCAUUAGACACGUGUGUGUGUGCACGUGCCACCACCUUUUGCUCCUGUCUAGUGCACUGCUUCUCGAAGAGGACUGUCCUCUGCUGCUGCAGCUGCUGGUCCAGCAACUCCAGCAGCAGCCGGCGGAUUUGUGUCCAGACUUGGUUGCUCGCAUCGGGCGAACUGGCGAGGCGCUUGUUGAGGUCGCCUCCGUCGUCUCUCGACACCAGGUAAUUGUUCGGCAGUUGAUCCAACACUACCAGCAGAGCCAUGAACAGGCUGCUAUGAACUACUUGGUUAGGAAAAGCCUGGCGAAGGAAAGUCGCUGCGGAUCUCGUCUGAUCCCGCGAGAAAACGGACUUGACGGGGACCUGCCAUGGCAAGGGGGCGCCGCAUUUCCGCCUCAGUCUUUGCCUGCCACUCUUGAGUGCUCGAUGGAAAGUCACCAUUCCGUGCAGGUGUCGACUGAAGAAAAACGGCUUUUCAGACGGUAGCCACCAGCAGUUUCUUUCUCCAUGUGAAUCUGCCUCAACCCCCUUAGAAUUUGUGUAUCAUCUUGGCAAGUGGAGAGUGUUUUCCGCUGACCCGAGGGAAGUGUCAAACCCAGGUGCUUUCUUGUCUUUCCGCUCUUCGAUAUCUUGGGACAAAACGUUCAGCGGAGCAACACAGUGAACGGCACCUCGACUGACAAGCCACGUGGACACGAUAACAGGCGGAAAACGGCUGCGUUGCAUUUUAGCCAAAGAUCGGGAACCACUUCAGGAGUCAACGUCUAUAUAUGGAUUCAGAAAAGACGUUUUAUACCAAAACAAAAUGGUCGUAUAAGUGUUUAUAUGCAGCUUUUAUAGCUGCGGUCUGUCCGUGCACCACGAGGGAACAGGAGGAACAGGAGCGCAAGGAGCCGAUCUCAGUAUGUUCCUGCCUCCACUCUGGAGUGCGUCCUUGCUUCAUUUCUGUGAAAUGGUAACAAAGAAGUCAGAGUGCCCUUGUAAAUGAGAGAAAUCUCACUUUUUUGCCACUACUGGGACGCAAUUCCCCCUGAGACGGCACAUCCACCUGACGUGUGCGGGCGACAUCAGGCUGUGCUCUAUGGAUAUGAGAUAACAUGCGGGAGCG